Molecule: messenger RNA, 2569 nt
Organism: Lampris incognitus (smalleye Pacific opah)
Lineage: Eukaryota; Metazoa; Chordata; Actinopteri; Lampriformes; Lampridae
Gene: cbll1
Product: Cbl proto-oncogene-like 1, E3 ubiquitin protein ligase
Exons: 6
Coding region: 35-1480 (481 amino acids)
Biological process (GO): regulation of cell adhesion; protein ubiquitination
Molecular function (GO): ubiquitin protein ligase activity
Source: RefSeq, a predicted model, not a curated record
CAAUGCACCGCGUUGGUUUGUUGGAUCCUGGAUCAUGGACGAAAGCGAUAAUGAUCUUCAGGGAAGUGAUGGCUCUGGGAGUUUGGGUGGGCCAGAUGUCCGCAGACGAAUCCCCAUCAAACUCAUAUCCAAACAGCCCUUAAGGACCAAACCACAGCCCCGGACUCAGAGACCAGCUAGUAGGCCAUCCAAACCUCAGGCUGGAGAGGAGGAGGGCUUUGGCUUUAAGCAAGAAGAGAGGUUUGACUUCGGUUCCAAGGCUGGUGAUGUUUUUGCAAGUCAAAGAAGAUUCCCCCAGCAGCUCUACUGGGACUAUAAGUUGAAUUUGAUUGGCGAGAAGGAUGAAGUACCUGUUCACUUCUGUGAUAAAUGUGGCCUUCCUAUUCAGCUGUAUGGACGGAUGAUCCCAUGCAAACAUGUCUUCUGCUAUGACUGCGCUUUGCUUCAUGAGAAGAAGGGAGACAAGAUGUGCCCAGGUCUCACACUCUACAACUGCACAGAUCCGGUGCAGCGCAUUGAGCAGUGCCAGCGAGGUGCCCUCUACAUGUGUAGCAUCGUGCAGGGCUGCAAGCGCACGUACCUGUCCCAGCGUGACCUACAAGCGCACGUCAACCACCGGCACAUGAGAGCAGCUAAGUCCUCUGGUGGACGCCCGGAGCCCGUGCACCUGCCCCAAGCAUCUGAGGUCCCUGACCGCUUCCGCGUGCCCCCGCCUCACCUCCCCAAAAACCAUGUGCACAUGCAGACACAGCUCCAGCACGGGGGUCACGAUCCCUAUGGCCAGCCGCCGCCAGGCUCUCACGAUGCCCCGCCCCAAGCCUCAGCUCUCAGCCGCAUCGCCACGGUGACCACACGUAAACACAGCAACCUCAUCACCGUGCCCAUCCAGGACGACUCAUCAUCCUCCCGGGACCCCCUCCCGGCUGGGCCAGGCCCUGCUCAGCCUUCUCACCAUCAUCCUGGGGAGUACCCCAGCCAGCCACCCGUAGUGUCCCAUUCCCACCACAUGAUGGCACCACCUCAGCAGCACUAUGGCCCCCCACCCCCUCCUCCCCCACCAAUUAACCAUCCGAUGCAGCACCCUCCGCAGGGCUCUGGGACGCCACACAUGGUGUACAACCAGGCGCCUCCUCCUCCCAUGUCCUCAGCUCCCCCUCCAAUCACCCCUCCACCAGGGCACAUUAUGGGCCAGAUGCCCCCCUACAUGAACCACCCACCCCCAGGACCUCCGCCCCAGCACAGUGGCCCCCCAGUCAGUGCCCCCCCACCCCACCACUAUAACCCUAACUCCAUGCAGCAGUUCUCUGAAGACCAGGGUACCCUAAGCCCCCCAUUUAGCCAGCCAGGGGGGCUCAGUCCUGGGAUGUGGCCGGCCCCGAGAGGUCCCCCUCCUCCACGCAUGCAGGGCCCCCCACCCCAGGGGCAGAUGCCCGGACCACACCACCCUGACCAGGCCCGUUACAGGCCAUAUUACCAGUAACACCAAGUAGGUGAACGGGCAGUGGUUUAACUGUGUCAGUCUAAUCCAUACCACUCGUCUAAACAAUGUGAUAGUGAAACCUCAGGGUUAGAGGAAGUAGGACUGUCGUUUUGAUAAAACUGCUCUGUUGCAAAUGUGUGUGGGGGGACAUUUGAGUUACCUGUAACGAACUUGGUCAUGAAUACGCUUUAGACUCUCAGACGAGGAGGAGAAAUUUUCCUUUUUUUUUUUUUUUAAAUAGCUCAUAGUGAAUAUUUCUGUAUAUAUGUCAACUGAUUUCACGCGUAUGUACAUCGAAAGAGGUCGACUGUGUUCCAAUAAAUUUUCAACAAAAGAUCUCUAAUCUCACCCUUGCUUCAUACACGUAUGUGAAAGAUGACUCCAGAGGUAUGUGGUCCCUGACAGCAGAACUUUUUAAUACUUUAACGUUUUGGGCUACGGACAAAAGCUAUGUUUUGUGAUGUUAGAGAGAAUAUAUUUUACAAGAUGUUCAGUCAAGCAGGAUGGAAAUGAAAGAUGGAGUCUGCAUCCCUAAAUAACCACAGCGCUUAGAAAAAGAAUGACAAAGCCGUCUCGGGUCGAUAUUACGAGAGCUAAAACCAGACCACAGAAACUUCCUGUCACUACUACAGACAACUGUCCAGCAUAAUACCUGUUCUGACUUAAUGUCCUGUUACGAGUCCAUCUUAAAAUCUUUUAUUUAAGAUAGUCUUCUGGGUGUGUAUGGGUUUUUUUUGUGUUUUUCCAUUAAAUUCAUUCCACUUAUGUUUCAAUCAAGUAUUUUUGUACCCGAUGGUUUUUUCUGAGAGCUGUCAUGAGGGUUGUUUGGGACUAAUAUUUAAAAAUUGGACUCUCUUGUGUCAGACUGGUCAAGGAUUUAACAUGAACCCCAUGACUUAAACCCAUUUUACUGAUGCAAAGCAUUUUAUGAAGAGCAUCUGAUAAACAUAAUUGUGAUACAAUGGACAUUGUAGUUGUAAACAGUGAUUUUAUUGGAAAAAUAUUAACUUUUUUUUUUAAAUAUUUACUCAACUACACAAUUUGUGAAAAGGUAACGUGAACGCUCCCAAAGUUUUUUGUUUUUUUUUC